UCUCCGUACACCUUCGACAGCGAUUUCUGAGCACUGUAUUCAAAUUGUUAGUUAGCUAGCUACGCAAGCUAAUAUUUAUCUAAGCAGUGUAGCUAUGUACAAAUGAAAAUGUAUAGAAUAUAGUAACCUGAUAAUAGUUGUUACCUAGGUUUUGGCACUAUUGGUAGCUAAAUUAGCUGGUUAGUUUAGCUAGUUCCGUCUGGCUUCAGUUGUGUGAUUGAACGACGUAGCCAGCUAACAAGGGAUUUAAAGUCGAGCGAAGCAGGAAGCAGCUUUUGGAGGACUAUUUCAAAGAGAUUGGACAUUGGCGAGUAAUAUGCUCGGAAGCGGUGGAUGGUGUGCUCGCCUUCUGAGUCUGACAAGUAGGCCGCUCCGUCAGCCUCUCCUGUGGUGACCGCGUUGUUUUGGGUCGGCCUCUGGGAUUAGAUCCUACGUCCAGGGUGGAGGUCCGAACAAAGGAUCCGCUUCGGGAAAGUCUUAUUCCUGGUCUUAAUGUUGGUUAGGUUGAUCCUGGAUGCCAGGCUACGGAACCUUCCGCUACAAGACAUAUGUAAACAAUGGCUCGUUGCCGGACGAAGCAUACCGUAGCCCUUGGAGGAAUAAUUCAAGUCCACAGAAGUCAGGAAUCCCAGACACUACUACUGUCCGGGGACGUUACAAGGCCUAUGGUCUUCUGAAGAGCUGCUGGCCUUUGGACUGUGAUGGAAAAUCGUGGUAAGAAAAAUGAUGAGGUGGACUUGCAGCAGAGUACGACAGGGAGUGAGGGGGGGAACUCAUCAGGUGGAACCCCUCCCUCCAAACGCAAGGGCAAGUUCUCCAGCUUCGGGAAUAUGUUCAAGCCCUGGAAGUGGAGGAAGAAGAAGAGCAGUGAGACGUUUCUGGAAACCUCAAUAGUGUUGGAGAGGAAGAUCUCAGUAAGGAGACCUCGUCAGGAGCUGAUCGACAGAGGAGUGCUGAAAGAACUCCCAGAGAAUGAGGGCAACGAUGUGAACCAUUCCAAAGGUCUGGUGGUGAAGAAUGGCCAGCCAGUACCUAUGGAUGUUGACCGGGUCUCAGAGUCGGGGAUCAAGGUGUCCCGGGGGGAGGCAGGCCCAGGGCUUAACCCCACCUGGCUACCCCAGGGAGAGGACGCACAGCGGGGCAGCGUCCCUUCAGACGACCCCCGGAGCAGGAGCCGGGUGCCCUCUGACGCCUCGCGCUCCAACCGAGCCCCACUGGACGUAGACUCACACGCCAGGCUAUCGGUCAUAGAUCUGGAGAGACGGAGUAGAGUGCCGUCUGACAUGUCAGAGAGGAGAGGAGGGUCACUACUGAGAGGACCUGCUCCGGAGGAGGGGAGGCAACGGAAAGAGGAUAAAGAGGAGAAAGAGGACAAGAGAGAGGAGAGGAGAGAUGGGAAAGAGGACAAGAGAGAGGAGAGGAGAGAUGGGAAGGAGGAGAGGAGAGAUGGGAAGGAGGAGAGGAGAGAUGGGAAGGAGGAGAGGAGAGAUGGGAAGGAGGAGAGGAGAGGUCCUCGUGAUGAGAGGGAGGAGAGAGAAAGAAAGGAUCGGUGGGAGAGGGAAGAGAGCGACAACAGGGAAAAGAGAGACUGGAGAGAGGAGAGGGAAAGGAGGGACAGAGAUGAUCGAGAGAAGAGAGAAGAGGGGGAGAAGGAGGACAAGGAGAGGAGAGGAGAAAAAGAUGACAGAAGAGAGGGAAAAGAGAGAAGAGAUGAUCGUGAGAAAAGAGACGACAGGAGAGAUGACCGGGAAAGAAAAGAUGACCGGUACAAGAUAAUCGUUCGUGAAAAGCCAGACGAAAGGGGGGAGGAGAGGGAUAGGAAGAGGAGUCCUCCUAGGGCUGCUAAACCAGAGACCCUCUUGAGACCUAUAGAAGAGUGUCGUCCUGUGGUCAGACUUCACUCUGAGAUGGAGCUAAGGCAGAGUCUCCAGAAGACCUCAGAGGACCUCCGUAGCAGGGUCCGCCCUGCCUCUGAGGCUUACCGCGGGAGCACCCUGCCCAGGUACAUGCCUUCUGAGGAGACCAAAGGAGGGGAGACCCGCGGACGAGCAGAGUCCACUGGUGUCCGCUUCGCCCCUGGCCACACCCCAGAUCCUGACUCCUCCCGUAGAGAGCCGCCUCCUACUAAACAGGCCAUGCUCCCUCCUAAGAGCCACCCCACUAUCACCACCUCCACGGAGCCUGUCCGGACCUCCACCCCACCCUCCUCCUCUACCUCCCCUGCUGUAGCGGUGGCCAAGCCCGCCAGGACUGUCUCCCUGGUCAUCAGUGAUGACCCUCCUCCCACCCACUCCAACCCUGUUCCCCUUGUACGGUCCAGCCAAGUACCCCCCUCCUCCACCACGGGGGAAUCGGCCACUCCUCCACCCGUACCCCCCCAUGCCAAGCAGCCACCUGUACCCCCACCCAAACCCACCAACCGCAACAGCAACCCUGCUCUGCUUGGUGAGUUUACCCUGCCUCUGCUUGCGGAGCUCUCUCAGGCUGGCAGUGGUAUCAUUGUUGUUCCUGCCCCCACCAGGCGCUCUCCUCCCACUCCGCCCAAGAGGAUGACCCCCGUCACCAAGCACCAAUCUGGCGACCCGUCCCCUGAGCCGGAGACCUCGGGCCCCUCUGGUUCUGUCCCAGUCCCCAUACCUACUGUCUCUGUACCCCCCAGCACAGACCGAGACGGCACCAGGGACACCCUCAGAGCAGUAGGGUUCCAACUACCCACCUCUGACCCUGCACCAGCACCCCGACCUCUGUCCCAUAUACCUACGUCCACUCCCAGCUCCCACCCCCACUUACCGCUCCCCAACCCUGCCUCCGCCCCCCUCCCGGUCCCACUCCCCUUCCCUCAGAAGGACCCUCCCAGCCCCACCACAGAGCCGCCCAGCCACCCCCCAGCCUCAGUCCCAGCCAUCCCCCUUCACAUCCUGAUCCAGCGGGCCCUGUGCUCCCCCAGCCCGGCUCAGGCUAAACCAGAUGGGUCCCAGAGAGCCCACUCCAUGCUGUUUGAGUCCCCCCCAGAGUUCCUCACUGAGGCUGGAGGCCGACGCUCCCUACCCGUCACCAUAGAACCCCUCAGACUACCUGAGGAUGAUGACUUUGACAUGGAGGAGGAGUUGGAGAAGCUUCAUCCCAGACGGAUGCUGCCCCCCAGGCAGCCUGAGCUGGAGCCCAGGAGCAGGAGGGGUCUGGUGGUCGAUCCCAGGGUCAGUGUAAUCCCAGAGGGCCGGGGGCCCGGAGACAGCAGUGAGGAGGAUGAGGAGACAGACUCUGACGGACCCAUCCUCUACAGAGAUGACGAUGAAGACGAGGACGACGAUCCACCAAGUGCCUUGGCCAGCCGUGUGACAAGGAAGGACACCCUGGCUCUGAAGCUGGAGAGACAGCAGGAGAGAGAGGAGCAGGAGGGAGGAGAAGGACAAGACGGAGUCGGCUGGCAGAGCAGGGAGCAGUGGGAGGCACUCAAGAACAAGAUCGGUACCACGCUCAACAGGAGGUUGAGUCAGAGACCCACAGCAGAGGAGUUGGAGCAGAGAAACAUCCUUCCAGCCAGGAACGAAGCUGAUAUCAGGGCAGAGCGGAGCGAGAUCAAACGCAGACUCACCAGAAAGCUCUCCCAGAGGCCCACCAUAGCAGAGCUUCAGGCCAGGAAGAUCCUGCGUUUCCAUGAGUACGUAGAGUGUACCACGACUCAAGACUACGACCGCCGUGCAGACAAACCUUGGACCAAGCUCACUCCCUCCGACAAGGCUGCCAUCCGCAAGGAACUGAACGAGUUCAAGAGCUCUGAGAUGGAGGUUCACGAAGAGAGCAGGAUCUAUACCAGAUUCCAUCGGCCUUAGCUGUUCUCCCUGGCCCGGCUGCAGAACAAGUGCAAUACUGAGCCGGGGGGUUGCAGGACUGCAAUACGGAGCACACAGACCCCUGGUGACUGCAAUUUCCACAGCCCCCUGUCCUGGCACAAGCCUGUUCCUCUCCUGUAAGGAACACUGUUGAUGGCUACAUCUGAAACUACGGACUAGAGGUAUAGCCUGUCUGUAACCAUGGACUAUGGAUGUGGCCCCUCAGUCCAUCCAGUCAUUGUUAAAACAAGGGACUAUGGAUGUGGCCACUCAGUCUAUCCAGUCAUUGUUCAAACCACAGACUAGAAGUGUGGCCUAUAGAUAAAUGACUUGCAUCUAAAACCAUGGACUAGGGAUUUGGCCUCUUGGCCAAACCACUUACUGUUAAAACCAUGGACUAGAGGUGACCUCCAUCGGCCCAACCCCUUGCAUAUGAAUCCAUGGGACUACUGGUACUACUGUACUCCAGCGUUGAUCUGUCGGACCAGACAACCCACAGGGAGAGCUGGAGAAGAACUAGCUGGACGAGGUAUAGUGGUUUAGGCCUAUUUCAGUUGCCAUUUUGUAGGUUCGUUGUGCCAACACUGACUAUCAGAAUAGGAAGGACAAGAGGGACAGACGGCGAUUGUGACAAAGGAUGUCCUGUUUUGUUCCACACAUCACCUCCAUUCUCUGUCGUUCCCUAAAGCAAGAAUGUUCCCAAGAGGCCUUUACUGUACCUGGUUUUUAGAGUUCCUUCAACACUUUGCCCUAUUUUUAUUUGAGAACAGAAAAUAAUUGUAUACGUGUUGAUUGUUGAUCAUGACGAUGGUCAACGUUAGUACACGGUAGUAUUAAUGAUUUAUUGUUCAACUAAAUGUGAUACAGAACUUUGUUAGACUACAUGACGCUGGUGAAACCCUCAAACGUGUGUUUAUGGGUACCCAAUGGUACCGACCUUAUUUCUAAUGGGACAAUACAUGGAGUGGUACGGAAACUGUAUGGAGUAAAUGUGAAAUGGCUAUAGCUAGCCUACAUGUCGGUGAUGGGUUUAGUUGUCCAACCACAAGACAUUAGUUAAAUUGAAACUCAAAUGUAGUGUCUGCUAGUCAGCUAUCUAGCUGUGUUACAUAGACCUUAUUCAGCAUCGCUCCAUUUUCCCAAACACAAUGAUGUGCAUUUUAACUGUGUUCUGUUGAUUAUCUAAGUGAUUUUGUGACAGCCCAUAAUAUAAGCUGACUAAUCGUUUGUUCAGCGUAGUAAUAAGGAACCAUAUUGUUAAAAUGGACAUUUAAAGUAAUAAAAAAUAAGGAAGUUGUACAAUUUGAAACGUUAGAACUAAUAUAAUUUAAGACACAACCUAAAGCUUACAUACACUAUAAUUAUUUAACGGUUGGUGUUGAAAGACUGCGGCAGGAACAUGGAUAUAUUUUUACUUCACAUUGUUUAAUGUUACUUUGUGUAUGUAGGUCAUUGGUUGGCCUCAGCUGUAUAGACUUAUCCUGUAGAUUGAUUUAAUUGACUUUAUAUUAUGUCUUCCUAAUGUUAACACAAAUUUGUUUUUAAAUGUAAUUAAAGAGUUACAACAGUGCUAUUUUCUAAUAAUGUUACAGAAAUUGGUACCGAAACAGGGUUCCCUUAUUUUACAGAUGUUUUGUUUUUUAUAAAGAGAUCUUUAAAAUGAUUUGCAAACCUACUGUAUAAAUGAAUGGUCAACUCGCACUCAAAUUAAAAUAAAUGGUUUAUCAUCCUAAA
Molecule: messenger RNA, 5567 nt
Organism: Salvelinus namaycush (lake trout)
Lineage: Eukaryota; Metazoa; Chordata; Actinopteri; Salmoniformes; Salmonidae
Product: phosphatase and actin regulator 4A-like
Exons: 18
Coding region: 702-3833 (1043 amino acids)
Biological process (GO): neural crest cell migration; actin cytoskeleton organization
Molecular function (GO): actin binding
Source: RefSeq, a predicted model, not a curated record